AUGUUAGUUCUAUUGUGGCCCAAGCUCGCCCUUGGCAUCAUUGGGCUGUUCCUCUCUGCCGAUGGAGCUUCGGCACAAUCUGGGUUCAGACUCGCAUCCAGCCCAGCCUAUCGCGAUGUUGAGGUCUGCCCCAAUCGCUGCUUCGUUUCCGGUCCCAGCACAGGGAACUGGUCAGUUCAUCCAGAUUUCAAACAGAUCAAGAAAUGUAAACAGUCAAUGUUUUACGAUUUUUCUCUCUAUGAUCCGGUUGACGACGAGGAAAGCACACACCGCAUUCAUGCUUGCUCGUCAUUUGGUCCCGACUUCUCGGUACUUCCUGCCACGAAGUCUCAGACAGAAGUGUUAGGGUCUGUCAAUGUAGACUUUGAGAUGGGAUGGUGGAACGAGGGGUUUGGUUUGGCAGCGUCGGGCAUUCGCUCCCUCAUGAAGCAGCUGCGAACAUACCUAGAGCAGGGCUACGGCACCACGGACAGACCUUUCAUCAUGUUUGCCCAAUCUGGCCAAGCUACUGUCGGUCUUUAUAUCGGCCAGGGUCUGCUGUACCAUGGCCUGGCCAGCAGUGCUCUCAAGACCUUUCAAAACAGGCUUGUGAGCUUCAACACCUCGACACCGAGCUUGGCGAUGCAGCUUUGUGGACCGAGAUAUGACAGCAGCCAUGUCUUUGGUAUUAUGGCUACUAGUAACGGCUCCUUCUCUGCAAUCCAGGACGCCAUCAAAGGGUGGAACAACGCGUCUUGCUUGUCAUUUUCGGAAUCCGACCGACUUGCUGGCGAGGUUGAGUUAACCACUCCGUUGGUGCAAGCCAAUGGAUCCACCAACUCAACGGUAGCUGCGAGAUUUUUCAGCCGCCUGCACAGCCGUGCUGACUGUAAAACCGUCCAGGUUGAGUCAGGCGACAGCUGCGCCAAGCUGGCCUCCAAGUGUGGUAUUUCGGCAGCCGACUUCACCAAGUACAACUCUGCGUCCAGUUUCUGCUCGACUUUGAAGCCGAAACAGCACGUUUGUUGCUCGAGCGGAAGCCUCCCAGACUUCAGUCCCAGCCCCAACCCGGAUGGCUCAUGCCAUUCGUACCAAGUCAAGCCUAAUGACAACUGCGAUGACCUAGCCGCCCAGUUCAGUCUCACGAGACAGAAGCUUGAGGACUUCAAUAAGAAGACCUGGGGAUGGAACGGCUGUCAGUUGUUAUUUAUCGACACCAUCAUGUGCCUAAGUAAGGGCACACCGCCCUUUCCGGCCGAAAUCGCCAACGCGGUAUGUGGUCCACAGAAGCCCGGUAGCAAGCCGCCGACCGACGGAUCGGAUAUCGCCAAGCUCAACCCUUGCCCUCUGAAUGCUUGCUGCAAUAUAUGGGGUCAGUGUGGCAUCACGAGAGACUUCUGUAUCGAUACCAACACAGGAGCCCCAGGAACCGCCAAGCCGGGCACCUACGGCUGCAUCUCCAAUUGUGGGAUGGACGUGGUCAAGGGCGACGGAGGUGGCUCGAUCAGGGUUGGAUAUUUCGAAGGUUACGGCAUGGGACGCGAUUGCCUAUACCAAGAUGCUUCUCAGAUCGAUAGUUCGGCGUAUACCCAUAUACACUUCGCUUUCGGAACGUUGACAGCCGACUACGAAGUUCAGACGGGCGACGAAUUGUCCUCCUAUCAGUUUUCACAGUUCAAGCUCAUCAAAAAUGCCAGAAAGGUCCUCUCCUUCGGUGGUUGGGAUUUCUCAACAUUUCCCGCGACUUAUGCCAUCUUCCGAAACGGCGUGACGCCAGCCAACCGCCUGAAGAUGGCUACAAAUAUUGCCAACUUCAUCAAGAAGCAUAAUCUGGACGGUGUCGACAUCGACUGGGAAUAUCCCGGCGCUCCUGAUCUGCCCGGCAUCCCUCCAGCUAGCAAAGACGACGGGCCCAACUACUUGGCUUUCUUGGUGAUCUUGAAGAACCUUCUACCAGGGAAAUCCGUCUCUAUUGCCGCUCCCUCGUCAUACUGGUAUUUGAAGCAAUACCCGAUCAAGGAGAUCGGCAAAGUGGUUGAUUACAUAGUCUAUAUGACCUAUGAUCUCCACGGCCAAUGGGAUGCAGACAACGCCAACUCGCAGGAGGCAUGCGACACGGGAAAGUGCCUUCGGAGCCAGGUCAACUUGACCGAGACUAAGCAGUCAUUGGCCAUGAUUACUAAGGCUGGUGUCCCAGGGUCUAAGGUUAUUGUUGGCGUCACUAGUUAUGGGCGGUCGUUCAAAAUGGCCGAGGCGGGAUGCUGGGGACCGAAUUGCCAGUUCAUUGGUGAUAGACUCAACUCCCAAGCAACCAAAGGUGUCUGCACGGGCACAGCUGGGUAUAUUGCUGACGCUGAGAUUGCCGAGAUUAUGAAUGACAAGCGCCGUGUCGGCCGCGUUACAACUAGCUUCCUGGACCCAACUAGCAACAGCGAUAUCCUCGUCUACGACGACAAUCAAUGGGUAUCGUACAUGAGUGCCAGCACCAAAAAGACACGAACGUCACUAUACACUGCCUGGGGCAUGGGAGGCACGACCGAUUGGGCCACCGACCUACAAAAGUACCAUGAUGUGCCCCAUCCAGCAUCAAGCUGGGCGGUUUUCAAAGAGCGUGCCCAGAACGGAGAGAACCCCAAGUCCGAUGAUUCUCGAAAUGGAGGCUGGACUGAUCUAAACUGUGAUGACGAGUAUGUCAAUCAUAAGAAUCAGUAUUCGGCUCAAGAACGCUGGAAAGGACUGAAAGCGGCCGAGGCGUGGCGAGAUGUUAGGAGAAUCUACGAAGACACCGACCGAAACACCGGCAUAACCUUCAUCAGCUCCGUGCUACAGACACUGAAGGCCGAAACAGGCUCGGCCGAGUGCGGAAGCGUGCUCCCAAGCGGCUGCCAAGCUAUCGGCUGUCCCCAGGGUGCGAAUGGGCCCCUGUCGGGACCUGCAGCCGAGCUCAUCUGGAACGCAUUAACCACAAUCCACAACAUGCACGCCGCUUAUCAUCAAACAUUAUUCAAUGCGGUUGCCCUCAGCGCCACGGCCCUUGACAACCUGGAAGAUAAUUUUGCCCCCAUUCCACCGGAGCCUGACAACACAUGGCUUCUGCUUGUCAUUGAUCUCGUCACGCUUGGUACACUCUCUGCUGCCGGGCCAUUCUUCAAUACUUUCCUGAAGAGCCUACCAUACUUUGCUAAAGCGGCCGGGUCCACCCUCGACAACGCCAAGGACACGACCAUGACCAUAAUUGGGCAGAGUACAACGAUAGCCAAAGACAUGUUGGCCGAUCCGAAAGGGAGCGACUGGAAACCAGAGAAUCAGAGAGCGUUCUCCAACUUUAUGGGUCAAGUUGUCAACGGGUGGGCCAAUGUUACAGCCAAAGCCCUCGAAGAGCUAUUCAGAGGCACACCAGAGGCACUCGACAGAAUAGAAAAAGCGAUAGCUGACGGUAAGCUCAACGACGGCAGCGGCCAGCAGGCAGCGGGCACUGCAGACGAGCCCACUCUGCGAGCCAAUAUUCAAAAGUCCUUCUUUGCGUACGCCAUACCCGCCCUCUGGAAGGUCUCCAGUGCCUGGGCUUUCGUCGUCGACUCGGGCUUCGGAUGCAACGUAGACAAACCCCUCAAGAAGUACCUCGACGACAAGACGAUGGACGCCACGGGCUACUGCUUCGAAGGAAAUAUGUACUACCUCGUACGUGUAGAAGGCAAUGCUCAAGACUGCGGCGAGGGCGGCUGCUUGGACAGGAUGUUCUCUACGCCACCGGGUCUCGACUCCCUGGACGGGACCAACUUUGGGGGCGUCACGAAGGAGAUUCUGAUCAAAGGCUCGGUGCGUACGUACAUCCAGAACGGCAAGAAGAACGGCGGCGGGGGCGCGGAUGUCGGCAACCGAGGCACCAUCAACGACCUGCUCGACGUGGACGUCACGACGCCCGGGUUCAUCCGCCUGCCCGUGUGCAGCCCUGAGCGCGCGUUCCAGUCAUGGGAUACGUCGAGCCUGGGGUCCAGCCCGAAUUUCCCGUGCGAUAUCCCCCCGGGCAAGGACGAGUGUGGUGAGUCGUCGUUUGAGAACCAGUCGAGCGACGCCUCCCCGAGUGUCAGCGACUGUCUCCAGAUAAUCAAGAACAUUGAGGGCGACGGCACCACCGAGUGGACGACGCAGGUCGUUGGCAAGCGGCAGCGCGAGAUCGCCAAGUAUGGAAGUUGCCAAUUUGGCGUCGAGGCGACCGAGGUCAACGGCAACGUGGAGUUCUAUGUCGGCGGCCAGGACGUCAUCGACAUCAUCAACGAGUCGAUCAAGCGAUUUGGCGGGAGCGGCAAGGUGGGAGCAAAGGGAGACAUGAAAUGCAAUGGCAACAUCAAGAAGCAAGGUGUCAAGUGGGGACUGUAUUAG
Molecule: messenger RNA, 4362 nt
Organism: Thyridium curvatum
Lineage: Eukaryota; Fungi; Ascomycota; Sordariomycetes; Thyridiales; Thyridiaceae
Exons: 1
Coding region: 1-4362 (1453 amino acids)
Biological process (GO): carbohydrate metabolic process
Molecular function (GO): hydrolase activity, hydrolyzing O-glycosyl compounds; chitin binding
Source: RefSeq, a predicted model, not a curated record